Penicillium pulvis is the source of this 436-nucleotide messenger RNA. RefSeq lists its product as uncharacterized. Lineage: Eukaryota; Fungi; Ascomycota; Eurotiomycetes; Eurotiales; Aspergillaceae. The coding region runs from base 11 to 436 and encodes 141 amino acids. The record is from RefSeq and is a predicted model, not a curated record. The transcript has 2 exons.
CACAACCAAAAUGUCUGACGCUACCUUCCACACAACUCGCGAGGAUCUCCGCAAGGGAGAAUCCAAGGUCGCCCAGAGCCACGGUGGCAAGGUCCCUGCUGACUCCGAUAUCUCCCUGAUGAAGUCUGUCAUCGACCAAAACACCGACAAGUCCAAGCAGAUCGACGAGGCCCAGUCCAACUUGCCUCUACCCGAACAGCCCCCCGUCGCUAGCGACUGGCAAUCGGCCGAUCAGCGUACUGUGAACGUUGGAUCUGGUGGUGUUUCGGGUUCUAUCUCAAAAGACCCUAACAGUGGUUUGGAGGGCUCCACCACCGCUCAGAGCAGUGCCCGUGUUGACGGCAGUGAAUUGCACAAGAACACUGCUCCUGGCAACGCCGGUCGUCAGGCUGUUGAGGGUCUUGACCACUUGCCUUCUGAUGCUACUUCCCGCUAA